AUGACUCUGAUCAUCCGCUUCUUGAUGUUUUUCUCAAAACUGAUAAACCGUUACACAGUUGUCAUAUUACUUCUGCUAAGGUUGUGGCCAUUGUGGCACGGUUGGAUCCAUGUAACGUCACUGGACCUGAUGGUAUUCCUGUCAUUGUUCUUCAGAAAUGCUCUCCUGAGUAGUCUUCGUUUUUAUCCAGGCUCUUCCGAAAGUGUAUCUCAGAAUCUUGUUUUCCUUCUUUAUGGAAAUCCCCGACUGUUGUUCCUGUCUAAGAACUGUGGUGAUCGAUCUAAUCCUGGUAAUUAUAGACCAAUUAGUCUACUACCAAUCAACAGUAAAGUUUUUGAGUCCUUGAUUAAUGACUCUCUUGUAAAAUAUCUUGACUCAAAUCGUUUAUUCUCCGACUCUCAAUAUAGUUUCCGUACUGGACGGUCUACUAUUGAUCUUCUCACUGUUAUAUCCGAGCGUGUUUAUUGUGCCUUGAAUGUAUCUGGUCAAGCUAGGGUAGUUGCUCGUGACAUCUCUAAAGCAUUUGAUAGGGUUUAG
Messenger RNA from Octopus bimaculoides (California two-spot octopus), 537 nucleotides. RefSeq lists its product as uncharacterized. NCBI's taxonomy places the organism in Eukaryota, Metazoa, Mollusca, Cephalopoda, Octopoda, Octopodidae. The record is from RefSeq and is a predicted model, not a curated record.